Sitophilus oryzae (rice weevil) is the source of this 839-nucleotide messenger RNA. RefSeq names its product WASH complex subunit 3 (gene CCDC53). The record is from RefSeq and is a predicted model, not a curated record. Gene Ontology annotation, biological process: exocytosis; actin filament polymerization. Bases 151 to 732 code for a protein of 193 amino acids. Lineage: Eukaryota; Metazoa; Arthropoda; Insecta; Coleoptera; Curculionidae. The transcript has 5 exons. Gene Ontology annotation, cellular component: WASH complex.
UCACAAAAAACAGCUGAUUAAUAAAAACAAUGAUUUUCGGAAUGAGAUGAAUUAUUGAAAAUAUAGGAUUUAAUAAGUUUAAAGGUACUUUUGAAUGUGACUUUUAGCAAAUAAUGCAAAAUUAUUUAACUUUCAUUGCAUCAAUUAACUAUGACAAUGCAAGAUGAAGAACUGACCGCAGUUAAUGCUAACGUAGAUUACAAAGAGAUUUUGCCUAUACAACAAAAACGGACUAUAGCCUUCGUAAACCAUUUUCUAAUGAACACGGUGUCUUAUUUAAAUAAUUUCGCGCAAUCCUGUGAAUCGCGCUUCAUGGAAUUCGAAUAUAAAAUCCAAAAAAUUGAGGCUUCUUUACUUAUUUUAGAAGCUCAGUUAUCCUCAAUACCUGGUCUUGAAACGAAAACUGUUUUACCUGAAAAUGACCUUAAUGAAGUAGGUUCCACAAACGAAACGAAUAAAAUUAAUCAAGAAAAUAUUGAUAAUGAUAAAGGUCCUGCAUCCAGUGAAGUGGACACAAAUCCUGUUAUCACAGAAAAUCAGAGUGAAGUCACGACAGAUGCAAUAAAAAUUUGCGAUGAUCCUAGAUUUGCUAAAUUCUUUAAACUGUUACAUGUCGGUGUACCUGCACAAGCUGUAAAAUUAAAAAUGCAGACGGAGGGUUUAGAUCCCACCCUAUUAGAUAAUCCAGAUGCUUUAGCUCCAGAAUCCUCUAUUGAACCUGAAGGUACAUAACACAUAUUCCUUUGUAUUUUACUCGUAUUUUUUAUAAGAAAUCAAAACCUAUUUGUACAAAGACGUUAUUGAAAUUUAUAUAAGAUUAAAUAAAAAUACAAAUUUUA